AUGCAUUCUGCUAGUCUGUUCACCAAUCCAUAUGCUGUUGAGGUUCUCCAGUAUAAGAAAAAGGAUCUGGUGAAUGGUAUAAAUAACAUUGAACGUCUGCUGGACCAUCUCAUCGGCCAAGGUAUUUUGUCACCGGAAAAGAAACUCCUGCUUUCGAAAUACAGGACCCGUGAGGAAAAGAACUCCAGGGUUCUGGAGAUUCUGCUCUCCCAAGGUGAGAGAGCUUGUAGACUCUUCUUUUACCCCUGUCUGAAACUUGUUGAGCCAGCCUUGUACAAUAGCAUUCGGAUGUAUGUGAGCGGCGUGAAUGAGAACAUUAGAGAUGCUAAGAGGCAGCUGGUUGGGUACCUGUUGGAAAAGGAAACAAAUGGGCCUCCUGAAGCUGUCCAAGAGACCCCUAAAAAGACCAUCUUGGCAGCGGUCCCACUAAAGAAAGAAAAGACCAUCAAGAAGGGACUGUUUGAAGCUGCUGCAGCUGGAGAUGUUUCUUACUUGGAGAAAAUCUUGAAAGACGGCGACGUUAACACAGUCAAUUCCUCAUAUGAGACUCUCUUGCACAUAGCCGCCUCUCAUGGCCAAGUCCCAGUUAUUGAGUAUUUGCUCAGCAAGGGUGCCAAUCUGGACAUGAGAGACAAGAAUGGGAGCUCACCAUUGCACCGGGCGGCUGAAAGAGGUCAUGCCCAGGCUGUGAAGGUGCUCCUAGGGGCAGGAGCUAACAUCUAUUCCACGGACAAAAAAUCCAAGACACCGUUUCACUUGGCUGCCCAAAACAACCACCUCAGUAUAGUCAAGAUGUUGGUGGAGGAAGAGACUAGGAACUAUAAAAACCAGAAGAAUUUCCUGCACCUGGUGGCUUUCAAGGAUGAGAGCAGCCUAGUGCAGAUUCUUCUAAAGAAGGGCGCCCCAGUGGAUGCCAAAGACGAGAAAAAGAAAACGGCGCUGUUUCACGCCGUUUCUCUGGGUUUUGAGAAGACUGUGAAGGUUCUGCUUGAAGCUGGUGCCAAAAUUGACUCUUCUGUUAUCGACGCAGCAUUUAAUAGCAACAACCAAUUGAUAUUUGGGUUGAUCCUGCAGCACGCUGAGGACCUUUCCCCUGACACCAGAGUGUCUGCACUUUUUAAGGCCGUGCAGAGAGAUCUGCAUGGAAUCAUCGCAGCUUUAAUAGACAAGGGAACGGAUGUGAACGCACGGAAUGACAUGCAAUACACCCCUUUGCUGUUGGCUGCAGAAAUGGGCAAACUGGAAGCUGUCAAAGUGCUUGUUUCAAGACAGGCACGACUGGAUGACAAGCUACCCAACCUCAACACAGCUCUGCACCUGGCUGUUCAAAGUGGGAGUCUCCCCUGUACAAAGCUCCUGCUAGAGAAAGGGAUGGAUGCUAAUACUGCAGGCCCAGGUGACCAAUCUCCUUUGCACGUUGCUGCCUUCCACAAUAAACCAGCAUUAGUUGAACUGCUGAUUAAAGCUGGAGCCAACGUGAAUGCAGCGACUAAGGAGUCUCUCACCCCCUUGCACGCUGCUUGUCAGCGGGGUCAUGCUGAUGUCACCCAGCGCUUGAUCCAGUGCAAAGCGAAUAUCAACGCUAAAGACAAGCACUCCAAGACACCUUUGCAUUUCGCCGCAGAUCAAGGCAACGGCGCGAUGGUGAAACAGCUUCUCAAAAGCCACGCCGAUCCUAAUUCUGCGGACAAGGAGAAAAAGACACCCUUGCACGUGGCAGCCACGGAGGGGCAUUUAGAAGCCGUGUCUGCAAUGCUGGCUGCCAAGGCAAGGCUCGGAGCUAAGGACAUGGAUGGCUGUACGGCCUUGCACUACGCAACUGCCAAAGGGCAUGCCAGCGUGGCGACGGCUCUUUUGGCUGCUGGAAAAAAUAAGAACGUAGACGACAAAAAUGUGUGGCGGAGGACCCCUCUGCACCUCGCAGCAGAACACGGGCAGGACGCGCUCAUAGAGCUGCUGCUGGGCUGCGGAGCGGCUGUCAAUCCCCUCGACAACAACAAGGACACCCCGCUGCACUGCGCCUGCAAGUCCGGUCACUACAGCUCUGUGUACAAACUGGUGAGCAGGACCCAAGGAGAGAAACCCAACCUGCAGGCUACAAACAAUGUGAAAAAGACCCCUCUGCAAGUGGCACAGUCAGGGGACACUGACAACCACCAGCACAUAGCCAGCUUUCUGAAAAAGAAAAUGCUAUUAAUGAAAUAGUGAAGCUCCAAAAAUAUUAUAACACUAGCACUAGAAUUUCAACCAGAUGCCAAAAUUUGCUGCAGUCUGGAGUGUAUACUGGGCUAGUGGAUGGAUUAAGGUAUUUGAAAUAGUGGUCAAACAUGCACAAAAGCAGAUUCAUUAUAUGCAGUAGUUACAAUGUUGAUAGAAAAUGUCCCUUAUAUUUCAUGAA
Molecule: messenger RNA, 2398 nt
Organism: Polyodon spathula (Mississippi paddlefish)
Lineage: Eukaryota; Metazoa; Chordata; Actinopteri; Acipenseriformes; Polyodontidae
Product: CARD- and ANK-domain containing inflammasome adapter protein-like
Exons: 2
Coding region: 1-2205 (734 amino acids)
Biological process (GO): regulation of apoptotic process
Molecular function (GO): protein binding
Source: RefSeq, a predicted model, not a curated record